This is a messenger RNA of Leopardus geoffroyi (Geoffroy's cat), 917 nucleotides long. RefSeq names its product chromosome A1 C5orf63 homolog (gene CA1H5orf63). Bases 139 to 480 code for a protein of 113 amino acids. The record is from RefSeq and is a predicted model, not a curated record. NCBI's taxonomy places the organism in Eukaryota, Metazoa, Chordata, Mammalia, Carnivora, Felidae. The transcript is spliced from 5 exons.
GGAAGUGCCGGGCGCGAAGCGGAAGCGGCGAAGUCGGCGGGCGGCUCAGGUGGGUGCGGAUGGCCAGGCGGCAGCAGAAAAAGAAGAGAAGAAGGAAGCUGAGCAUGUCACCACGUGCCAGUGGGCCUCAGAGUUAAGAUGCUCUGGUUUCAAGGAAAUAGCAUGCAACUUGCCAAAUACUCCUUUCGACUCCUCUUGAGAAAUCGUUCUGCCUCUAAGACUGUUCUGCCUGUGCUGACCUUAUUUACAAAGGAUCCAUGCCCCCUUUGUGAUGAAGCCAAGGAAGUGCUGGAGGCUUAUAAAAACAGGUUUAUUUUACAGGAGGUGGACAUCACACUUCCAGAAAACUCUGCUUGGUAUCAAAGGUAUAAAUUUGACAUCCCUGUCUUUCAUUUGAAUGGCCAGUUUCUGAUGAUGCAUCGAGUAGACAUCUCAAAACUUGAAAAGCAGCUCCAGAAACUUGAGCAGCAAGGUUUAUGAUCCUCCACCCUCUCUGUCCAGAUGGCAUCUUCCUGAGGACAUGACCGUGGCCUUUCACACACCCUACAGACGUUCUAGACCAGGUGGUGCCCAAUAAAUGGUGACAUUACUUUUCCAGUUGGUGGCUGUACCAAUGUGGGAAUGGUUUACCUGUGGGCACUUUAUAAAAUAAGAGGAGUGUAUUGGCAGCGAGAGGAUGAUGGAGGGCGGGAGGGGUCUGUUUGUUUUAUUUAUUCUUCCUUUUUGUAUUAAUAUGGAAGCAUUUCACAUGCACACUGGAUGGUACAGUAUAUAGGAAGAAGGCUCUGCAUCCCUGCUGCUGCCCUAAGGGCUUAACUUUUUAAUGAAAGAAUAAAUGCUCUUCUACUCAGUAGAUAAAGUGAAAUGUGAAUUGUUAAUAACUGUGCACAGUCAAUAAAGGGAUGUUUUAACAAAUA